Messenger RNA from Emiliania huxleyi CCMP1516, 1388 nucleotides. RefSeq lists its product as hypothetical. The record is from RefSeq and is a predicted model, not a curated record. The transcript is spliced from 8 exons. Gene Ontology annotation, molecular function: protein binding. Lineage: Eukaryota; Haptophyta; Isochrysidales; Noelaerhabdaceae. Bases 12 to 1193 code for a protein of 393 amino acids.
CGCGCCUCAGUAUGCCCGAGUCCGUGUCGUACGCGUGCCGCCACGUCUGCACGGGCCACAAGCGUGCCGUCUCGGCGGUCAAGUUCUCGCCGGAUGGCAAAUGGCUCGCGUCGUCCUCCGCCGACAUGACUGUGCGGCUGUGGAGCACCACCAACUGGCGGAGCGUGCACACGAUGCAGGGCCACUCGCAGGGCAUUUCGGACUGCGCCUUCAGCGCCGACUCGCUCUACGUCGCCUCCGCCUCGGACGACCGCACCGCAAAGCUGUGGGAGGUGUCGAGCGGGAAGCUGCUCAAGACGAUGCGCGGGCACGCCAACUUCGUCUUUUGCCUCAACUUCAACCCGCACGGCAACCUGCUCGCGACCGGCUCCUUCGACGAGUCCCUCCGCCUCUGGGACGUCAAGACGGCCCGCUGCCUCAAGAUCCUGCCCGCGCACUCGGACCCGGUCAGCGCAGUGCACUUCUCCUGCGACGGUACGCUACUCGUGUCGGGGUCGCACGACGGGCUGUGCCGCAUCUGGGACACGUCGACCGGCCAGUGCCUCAAGACGCUGAUCGACGACGACAACCCGCCAGUCUCGCACGUCCGCUUCUCGCCCAACGGGAGGUACGUCCUCGCCUCGCUCCUCGACGGCUCGCUGCGGCUGUGGAACUACCACAAGGGCAAAUGCGUGCGCUCGUACAGCGGCCACAAGAACACUAAGUUCUGCUGCGUCGCCGACUUCGUCACGUCCUGCGACCCGCACCUGAUCGUGUCGGGGUCCGAGGACGGCCACAUCCUCCUCUGGGACCUGCAGACCAAGGCGGUGGCGCAGGAGCUCACUGGCCACUCCGACGCCGUCCUCGGCGUCUCGGUCCACCCCACGCUGCGCAUGUUCGCCUCGGCCGGCACCGACAAGAACCUCCAAAACAUCCGCAUCUGGGUCGACGAGACGGGGCCGCCCGCCGCAUCUCCCGCCGCCCCCUCUGCCCCUCCCGCCGCCCCUGCCGCCGCCGCCGCCGCCGCCGCCGCCGCCGCCGCCGCCGCCGCCGCCGCCGCCGCUGCCGCCGCCGCUGCCGCCGCCGCCCCUGCUCCGUCCAACGACCCCGCCGCCGCUCCUGCGCCUGUGCCGGAGGCGGGCGCGCCCCCGCAGUCGGUGGCCGGCGUGGAGCAGGAGGGGGGGCCCGCCGCCAAGGUUGCUCGUCUCGGCUAGAGAUCCACAGGCUCGCUGCGCGCUGGUCUCGGGAGUGAGCCGCGGCUGUGCUGCGGUGUCCAGCACGACAGAACGAGUAGGGUACUAAGUGUAGCGCUUUAUCCGCAUGCGGCAUGGUGUCCGGCUCGGGGCUCACCGGACACACACCGCCGCUCCAUGUGUCCAUGUUGGCGAAUCAAACUAAAAUCGUACUUC